Messenger RNA from Acyrthosiphon pisum (pea aphid), 894 nucleotides. Its product is annotated as protein ALP1-like. NCBI's taxonomy places the organism in Eukaryota, Metazoa, Arthropoda, Insecta, Hemiptera, Aphididae. The record is from RefSeq and is a predicted model, not a curated record. The transcript has 3 exons. Bases 1 to 543 code for a protein of 180 amino acids.
AUGUUUAGUGAACUCCAAUAUUUUGGUAAGAGGAUAAAAUAUUUUUCUUUGAAUGUGCAAGCCCUUGUGAAUUCAGAAUUGCAGUUUAUGGAUAUUGUAGCUAGAUGGCCAGGUUCAGCACAUGACAGUCACAUAUUCCGAAAUUCAAGAUUAUUUGCUAGGUUAGAAUCUGGAGAAUUUCAGAAAAUGGCUAUCCUAGGUGACAGUGGGUAUGCAUUAAAACCAUACUUAUUAACACCAAUAUCAAACCCUGUUGGACGUAUACAGAUGUUGUACAACGAAUCUCAAAUUAGAACGAGGAAUGUAGUUGAAAGAAGUUUUGGGGUCUGGAAGAGACGAUUCCCAGUAUUAUCACUUGGUUUACGAUUACAACUUAAAACGGUUCAAGCCAUUAUAGUGGCAACAGCAGUACUGCACAAUAUAUGUAGAGAGAUGAAAGAAGAUUUACCAAAUGAUAAUUUUGAGUUAACGGAACCACAUAACGAGACUGAAAUUCACCUGCCUAUCUCUUUUUGUGUUAAUCAUUUUACAAAAUAUAGAUAACUAAUAACAGUAAAAUCCCAAUGGUAAAAAAGACAAAACGGUAAAACGGUAAUGUAAACAUAAAAUAAAUGAACAUGUAAAAUUCAGAUAUUAUAAAAAAAAUAGCAUCAGUUUUCAGUGUUAUCAAAAUAUAAUAUGUUCCAUUAUCAGUUUGUUAUUGCACAACAGCUGGUUUCAAUAGCCAAUGAAAAUCGUUGUUAUGUUUGAGAUUUAUUAACUGACGGAUAGUACUAGCGGUGACAUUGUAAUAAUGGUUUAAUCUAAACUUGCCUCUAAAGUCCCCGCUACGCUAAACUGCACGCUAGCUUAACUGACAGAUAAUUAUAAUUUAGCAAGACAUUGUAAUAACGG